AUGUCUACAAAACGACCACUGCAUGAUGAGAAGCAACACGAAAUUGCACCACUUUCCCAUCAUGAUGAUCUUUUACUCUACAUUUUUUCCUUCCUAGAUGUGAAGAGUUUAUUGCAUGGCAUCGAAUGCGUGUGCAAACAAUGGCGAAAUUUAUUAACACAAUCUCGUCAAGCCGAUGAUUGUGUAUUUGGAACCUUGGUGUGCGAAAUUGCAUGUCGCCAAAUCGCAGGUCGACCCUUCCGAGGACAAAUUGGCAGCAUGUUUUUGAAACAUUUUCGAAAUUGCUUACAUGAAACGUCUACGGACCCUCUCCGUACCGAGCAUGAUCAUGCGCCGGUUGCCAGCAACAAGAAAUUGUCUUCAUUUCGAUCCAUUUUGAAAGAAUUUUAUGAAUUUCCUUUAUGGGGCAGAAGAUAUCAAUCUGAAGCCACACAGUCGUAUUUCAAAAAGGGUGGAGUUAUUGAUAUUAGUACUUGGGAACCAUGUACUUUGAUUCUUUGGACCAUGAAUUUCCUGAUAGAUGAGAAUUCUCUCGAUUCACACCUAUUCUUCUUGAAAAUUCUUCAUCGAUUUGCAUUGAUUGGCUCGAUUAGUGAAUGGUGGGUCGAAGAGGAAGUGAUGAGUAAUAGUGUCGACCCAACAACUGAGAACUUGUCGAAACCUUGUCCUAUGAUUGCUCUUGCAUUGAAUUCGAAUCCGAGAGUGAUUGCAGCGACCUAUCAUUAUAAUUCUCAACAUUCAGAUCCAGAGCCCAAUUCGAUUGUGGUUCGUUAUCAACACUAUGGACACUUGUUGUUGGACAUGUUGAAUAAUUUUGAGAAAUGGAGACAACAAAAGAAGAAUACUAUCGAGUCCGUGUUCGAUGAACAACCUCAGAAUACAGCAUUCUAUGUCACUCUGUUUACUCCAGACGGUAUGGAUUGGAUUGAAUACGAUUUAAUGAAAGAACCUUCUGAAUAUUCAUUCCAUGACAAUUCCACACCGAACAUUUUUGACAUGUGUCGUGAUCCUCCCUAUGGAAUGAGGAAUGCUGAUCAAGAAGUUACUCAAUUAAGGCAAGAAUUGUUUGGAAGAGGAAUUUCUAGCAAUGAAACAACUAGUGCCACUCUGCCAUGUCAAACCCUUAAAUGGAGUGCCUAUGAUUCCAUAGAGGGAAAAGGAACAUGGUCUGUGUAUUGGCUUUCUGGAAUGGAGUGGUGGGGAACGUAUUGUUUCACAACAUUUAAUCCUCAGAAAAAUUUUGAAAUUAUUGUCACAACUGCCUCUGCUACGGAUUAA
Molecule: messenger RNA, 1278 nt
Organism: Naegleria lovaniensis
Lineage: Eukaryota; Heterolobosea; Eutetramitea; Acrasida; Naegleriidae
Exons: 1
Coding region: 1-1278 (425 amino acids)
Molecular function (GO): protein binding
Source: RefSeq, a predicted model, not a curated record